This is a messenger RNA of Exophiala xenobiotica, 4902 nucleotides long. RefSeq lists its product as uncharacterized. The record is from RefSeq and is a predicted model, not a curated record. The coding region runs from base 340 to 1266 and encodes 308 amino acids. Lineage: Eukaryota; Fungi; Ascomycota; Eurotiomycetes; Chaetothyriales; Herpotrichiellaceae. The transcript has a single exon.
UUGAUUGGCAACCCAUUUGAUCCCGCUCGUCGCACACCAGUUGUCAAUUCAGAAAAUGGAGAGACUUGGACAGGAACUAUGCCAGCCAGUCCCUACUCCUUCUCCUUUCCGCGUCGAUUGUAUUGGAGGGCCGCGGAUUGAACGCGAGAACAUGGCUCCUUUGACGAACCCUUAGCCAUCGAAGCUGUUUUCCGGGAGCUCGGUGCGACCGCAGAAAUCGUUGGCCUCCCUGAUGGCGCUGCUGGGGAGGUUCCCGUUGCUAUUGUGCAGCAGAGGAGUAGUGAUUGCACCGACGCAAGAUUGAGACAGACUUUGCUGCGGACACUCGGCGCGACAUCUAUGGUCGAGCAUAUCAUCGACCUCCGAGACCUUGGUCUGAAUGACUACCCGCGCAUAAGUUCCGGCAAGCCAAGGAAAAAUGAACUGUGUACAAUAAUCAAAGAGCAUUUUGCUUCAAGGGGCAGCUCUCUGUUAGAGCCUCACAUUGAUCCGCAGCACACAUUUUCUCUGCCUGAUUUCUGCGCAUUGUGGCAGAAGUUGCUGCACGUCGAACCUGGCAUGAGCCUCACCCCGGCCUCGUCUGUGUUCGAGUUCGCAGACUCACUACUGCUUUCCCGACUUCCCAAGUUGCUGAAGGAAGAAAGAGGCUUGACUCUCGGACUGCAUGAUGUCGUUCGAAACUCGGUCAUCAAGGACCAGCUUACUCUUUUGAGCACCACUACACGUGUCGGCCAGGCAGUACUGCCGCCGACGGGCGCCCAGCGAGCAGGUCAACCGGGAGUCGAAGACAUGAAAUUCGUCCAGGGCGAUGCGAAUUUCGCCAAGCAAGCACAACAAGCGAUUCAGAACAUCCUAUCGCCGCUAAAUCUCUCCUGGGACAACAAUGUCGAGGAUGUCAUCCCGGUGUACAGUUUGAUGGAGCUCUGGCUGCGUCAACGGAGGCAAUUGAGCGGAUAUAUGCGUAGUGAGUGGCUCUGUGCAGCGUCCGUUCAAGACGUCUCUCGUGCCCUCCGACUCGCACUGACAGAACACGCGAUAUUGCAAAGUAUGGCAGCGUAUGUUCCGGGCGUGGCGCUGCCUGCCCACGAGCAUCAGGCCGUCUUCGUAGUCAUGCGGCCAACGGACUCGUGGUUCGACGAGACCAUUGUCCUUCGUGAUGAGGUUGUGGAAAAGACUGGAGAUCUGAUGCAGCUUUUCAUGGAUGACUUAACAAUCGAUUUUGUUUCACGUCCUGGGCCUUUGUGCGCUUUAUGCUGUUCAAAAUGAUUGACGGUGGCACUGGGCUGAUAUGGCACGGUCAUCACAGCUUGUUCGAUGCCAGCAGUAUGCCUUCAUUCUUCGAUGCGGUUGAAAGAACCCUCUCGGGAAAGCCGGAUACGAAUACUUCGCUUGUGCCACACAAGUUAUGGGCCGACAGCUUGUACAACCUCUCCUCGUCACAAUCAAAAUGCUCAGACUUCGAUCGACUGGCAUAUGAAGCGGCUUCUCAAUGCGCCGAUCAAUCUCACCUCACGAGGGGACGCUCUCUUUUCCGCAACGCACGCCAGAAUGGUCCAAAUGCCGAUCGACGGGAUGGGUUGAUUGGAAAACUUGGGUGCCUGGUCCAGAGCGCAAAGCGAUGGACGAUCCUCCUGCGGAUGGGGUCGAGGGUAUUGUGCACGUUUGUAACUUGCCCUCGGGAGUCCGGCAGUUGCUCAAGUCGCUGCAUCGAGUGGACGUGACACAGAUCUUCAAAGCCGCAGUGGCACUUGUCAAUGUGUGUAUGACGAAGGAGCCCAUAGCCCUGUUCGAGUAAGUUGUUGCCGCUCGUAGUUGGCCCUUCCUGCCUGAUUGGCAGGCACAUGUGCUGCCAGCUGCCACUGAGGCGGACGGUCCCACUAUUCAAUUCGUCUUUUGCGCAGUGGUGCUGGACAACUUGGAGGAUACGACCUUGAGUCUUAUGCAGAGGCUGCAGAGGAACAACAGGAGCUGGCGCAGCAUGGUGCUGCUCCGAAAGACGGUAUAUUCUCUGCGUUGGCGAGAGCCAGUCCCGGUGCUGGAGAGAUUGCGUAUCAAGUCUUUCGGAGGCAAUGCUGGAACUGGGUGAUUUUGGAUGAUGAUGAUAAAGACGAUGAACAACGAAGGAAGACGAACCUGAUCCAUCUCAUUGAUCGCGCUGAUCAUGGGUUUGUUUGGCAGUGUACCACCACCACAAAGCAUCUGGACCGGCUCACUGUCAAUCCCAGGUAGGAUGCUGCGCAGUUGAGCCUGGCCGAGGUGCAGAAAAUGUUGAGCAUGCUUGAUGAUGCUGUCGCCAUGCUGGCGAGCCAGGAUGGUUGGAAGAGGAGUAUACAGGAUGUGAUACCGAGGAUGGGGUCAACUCUCUGAUGACCACGGUAGUAGCGAACAACAAACAAGCAGGAAGGGUGUCAACGAGGAAGGUACCUACCUAGGUACAGAUUGAUCAGAUCCAGCAGAUCCAACAGAGACGGCUCUUGGCUGCGGCAAUGGCCUCGAAGUGAACAGGUUUCGUUGACCUCGAAUUAUCUACCUGGUAUUCAUCUGCCUCUUGUUCUCACCUCACUUUUCACUCUCGUCUUCAAAAAUUGCAACUCACCUCAACUCCUCACAUGUCCCACGGAGCACUCAGAUCUAUCAGCCACAACCCGCACCACUAUCCUACCCCUCUUUAAUGUCUCGACAAGCCGGUGCCUCACCCAAUGCUGGCACCAUGGGUUAGGAUCCCGUGGACGACGCGUCAGGGAGUCUCGAAUAUGAAGGCAGACAAAUCCACCCUCGGUUUCCUCACACUCCUCCUCCGUCAAUAGAAUCCACUCCUCUGUGCAAUGUCGAUUCAGUGGAUUUGGAAGAUCCGGCUGCAUAUACCCAUUGCGAUCAAUCCGACGUUGCAAUACCUGCUUCGGGGGGAUCGACACCGCGGAAUGAAACUGCUCAUACUGUCCAAGUGCUCCGAGUCACAUCACUUCUCCGAAGCAAUACAAUCUUACAGAGCAACCAUUCUCCCGUCCACCUGAAACGUUAAUCACAGGAGCGAACCUCACGCCACUAGGCGCAAGAUCUCUAAGCUUAAUAGUCAACUCCCCGCCAACUGGUCCGAGUGACCGCAGCUCAUACAUUGACUUCACCCUCUUGAGACCAUGGAGAUCGAGCAAACAAAUCUUUCGAGCCGUGCCUUCAUGGCCAGAAGAACGCAUCAAGAAGGGUGAAGUUAGUCCGCCACCAGAGCCGGGGAAGUGCAACAGUAUAUGUGCAAGAGAUCCAUUUCAGCCACCGACUUGGGAAAAUGUCCGAAAGCACCUGACAUGGGCGGUGACGGGUUCGCCUUUCAUUUCAUUCUUCACAAGUUUCGAAUGUGCAUGGCGGUGGAAAGAGAGGUACAUCAGAGAGGGCGCCUGUCGAGUCCGCAUUUUCUGCUUCAACGCCCAAAAUGUCGCCACACUGCUGGAUGGGAAUACGCUGGCUAAUGAACUUGGGAUCACGACUGACAAAGUCGGAACCCGGCACGCUUUCGAGUACCUUGUUUGGGGAUGGAUAUCUGGAGCCGAGUGUGCAGGCGUGUUCGAUAUGACAUGUUGAUCCGAAGUGUACCAAACUGCCGGCUUUGCCCUGUGCUACGACGUCUGUGUGAUGCCCUUGUGGAUGUUCAGAUGAUGAAGUGUACAGGUGUUUCUCUGAGUCCGCAAGUCGAUGAAGACAUUGUGAGAGCUAUGAAGCACAAUGACGGCGACCGGAAUACUGAACGAGGGUCCUAUCCGAUGUCCUCAGCCGACAUUAUUUCCUUUUUCACUUCUUAGAGGUGGUCUUGGGAAGAUCUUUCGACCUACGGCUUCAGCAACACGAACCCAUCACUCCCAACGUGUUCCGCUUCUUCAAACGCCUUCUCCCACUCCUCCAGCCCAUACGUCCCAAAACAUUUCGCGCCCAUUGGCGACAUCUGCUGUUGCUGAUACAGACUCACCACCCCCGUUUCCACCAGAUUGAUCAUCCUCCUCACAUCCACCGCUUCAAACAUCCACUUCCCUUUGAUCAUUAUCCCCCAAUGCAUGAUGCGACUAUGCGGCAGUGCCACGUCGCCCAUGAUUCCACCCAUAAGCACACACCGUCCGCCUUUCUUCAACGCCAUGAUGCCCGCUUUGAUAUGCCCCGAAGAUGCAGCCGCAGGUGGACUUGUAUCGAAAAACACAUCAAUGGACCCUCCUAGGUUUUCCAACCUCUUCAAAUCCUCCUCCCACUCACCGCUGAGUCUCACACACUCUACCCUCGACCCCUUCGCGCCAGCAGCAAUCUUGACUUUGUCCAGCGUUGCCAUAUUCCGACCCAUUGCGAUCACCCUCCCUGCGCCCAACGACAAAGCAACAUGCACCGCCGCACUUCCAAAGCUGCCCGUCGCCGGAGCCACUACCACCGUCUCACCGGGCUUGAUGUCAAUACCCCCUGGUCCCAAUCCGCCGUACGGGACCAUCAUUUUGGGGAUGAACAUCAGGUCUUCCAUGCUAUACCCCAAUUUGUCGAACAACUUGAGCUCGUCGACACGGUGGCAGUUCUCCAGCGGCCAGCGCACGUAUUCCGCGUACGUCCCGUCACGCCACACCUCGCUCAUGAGCUUCUUGCUCGCUGGACUGUACCCGUCGUGGAUGGCCGAUAGGAAUGUGCUCGUGGAGGCGCUGUAGCCGUUGGUGUCGUCGCGGCUGGAGAUGGUCACAUCGAGAAAGCACAGGUCGCCGGCCUUGAGACCAAUGGCAUCGGGACCCAGUGCGACGAUACGGCCGAGGGCGCUGGAACCGAGGGUCAAGGGCGUUGGGUAUGGGUAUUUCCGAGCGCCGUUGUAGAUGUCCUUGGUGUAGGAGAGGAUGUUGGCGAGUUCGACUCUGAGAACGGCGGAUCCAGGGGUGGGCUGCGGCG